Molecule: messenger RNA, 904 nt
Organism: Nelumbo nucifera (sacred lotus)
Lineage: Eukaryota; Viridiplantae; Streptophyta; Magnoliopsida; Proteales; Nelumbonaceae
Source: RefSeq, a predicted model, not a curated record
AUUCACAUAUAUAAAUUAAACAAUGCAAUUGAGGGGGGUAGGUUACAACAGUGCAAGGGAGCCAGGGAGUAGAAGUUAAAAAGAGGGUGAGUUUGUGUUGUGGGGGCUUUUCCCAUGGCAUGCCUAGACAUGUUCAACAGCGAGCACCAAGGCUUCUGCGCUCCCGUGAGCCCACGAAUCUCCUUCUCCAACGAUUUCGUCGAUGCCCAACAAAUGAUCAAGUACGAACGUAGCUCCAGAGAAGCACCCCCCUCUUCGUCUUCCGACUUCGAAUUCUCUGUGUCCAACUACUCCAUGAUGACUGCCGACGAGCUCUUCUUCAAGGGCAGGUUGCUGCCGUUCAAGGAUAAUUGCACCAACCAGCAGUUGCAGAAGAUGACAUUGAGAGAGGAGCUUCUUAUCGAUGAUGACGAUGCACCGCCAAGGCCGCCCAAGGCUUCCAACAAGUGGAAGGGGCUUCUGGGUCUGAAAAGGACCCACAUUUUGUCCAAGAAAACUGAUAAGAAUGAUGGGUCCAUGGAGAGAGUAGUAGAAGGAAAGGGGUCAUCAACUGUCGCUCAUGAGCAAGGCCAUGUUACCAAGACCUCGCUGGUGAUCUCUACAGACGGAGGACCAAGUUGCAGAGAAUAGAAAUUGAUCCAUUUGAUGAUGGUGGAGGAGUUGUAGAGAUAUGGGCAUUUUUUUUUUGGUGGGGAGGAGAAAAGUUUAGUUUGGAUCUUAAUUUUGUGUUGUGAGUUGCUUUUAAACUUUUUCGUUUUCGUCAUUUAUCCUUUCUUUUUCAUGUUUUUUUCUUCCCUUGUAAAAGUUGCUAUUUUGGUCGUUCUAUGUACAAAAUAUUUUCCACUUGAAGAAGAACUUGUGAUGUUAAUUGGUAGAUCUAAUCUAACCCUGGCUUAAUACGGGA